Messenger RNA from Ostrinia nubilalis (European corn borer), 1512 nucleotides. It is a transcript of the gene fy, whose product is annotated as protein fuzzy homolog. Bases 6 to 1199 code for a protein of 397 amino acids. The transcript has 6 exons. Lineage: Eukaryota; Metazoa; Arthropoda; Insecta; Lepidoptera; Crambidae. The record is from RefSeq and is a predicted model, not a curated record. Gene Ontology annotation, biological process: non-motile cilium assembly; vesicle-mediated transport.
GUGUCAUGUUUUUUUUUGUUUGUUUGUUUGUCGAGUUGUUGCGGAACGCGAAUUGCUCAAAACUUUUUUCAAAAUUUUAUUUAUUUAGGUCUUUAUUUAUUUUUCAUUCUAUCAUGUCGGUCAUAGUAAUAGCUGUAGCCAGUGAGAGUGGCGUGCCUAUUUUUUCACGCAAACGCGGUAACAGCGAGAAUGUACAAUUUUCAACAAUCGCUUCCCUCCACGGUAUCAACAUGUUCAGUAAAUGCCACAAUUUAUCAAUGAUUAAAACACAAGUGGACAAUGGAAAUAUACUUUGGAAAGAAUAUUGUAAAAGUGUCACAUUAAUCGGUAUAGCCACUGGCGGUUUAGAAUGUGAUCUGGAGCUCCUCCUAUCCUGCGUACACGAUGUAAUGAUAUUCUGUAUUGGCAAAAAAGAACUGGAAAAACUCAAAAACAUUGACCAAAUAAAGCGAGAUUUGAGGCAGUGUUAUCCGAUACUAGAUUAUUUACUGGAGUCUCUAGACCCAAAUACAGUAUCAAACACACUGCCCACACUAACAUUGGAUCUUAUUCAAAGUAUGUUAUGUCCACAAGCUCAGCAAUUACAGCAAGCUUUAGAUCAGUAUGCGGAGAGUGUGACAGGCCGUUGGGCUUGCUUGAGCAUUCAUGGCCAGUUGGUGGCAACCAGUUCCGACUUCCAGGAACUAGAUGCAAGAGAGGCUCGGCUGAUGCUCCUGUUAGCAGCAGCACAGGAUGGGGCUCCGUUGAGAGACACUCCAGUCUAUUUGCCGCAAAUGAGUCCAAAUGUAGCAUUCAGAGCAGUGACCUGCAAAUUAUUAGCCGAUGUUUACAUACUAGUCGUAUGUGGCGCCACUCCACCUCUGUCUGAAAUCGAUGAAAUAGUCCUCCAGUGCUGGGAAGGAUACGCACAAAUUAUAAAGGAAGCAAAGUUGGUUCAUCCUAGAAAUUUCCCCAUGAGUAUGUCAUUUGAACCAAGUAUUUUAGGGUUCUUCGUAGGUCUGCACGUCGACCUUGUAGCGGUAUACAUCUUCACUACGGUUCCAGGUAAUACCACCACUUUUUAUUAUUUCAUUAGCUUUCCUUUUCAGCCCUUCUUCGUUUCCUUUCCGUUGACUUACUUUACCACCCUCUUUCAUAGCCUUUACCAAAUCUUCAUUGUUAGUAGUCAAAUUUUGCAACACACAUUCUUCUUUACCUAACGUCAUAUUCAUUUUUCUGUAAAGUUGACUCCCUUGAUCGAUAGUUCCGCAACCCAUCAUGAGAUCGUCCACAUGAAAGUCUGACAGUAUCUUCUCAGCCGCCGUUGAAGAAUCUUCACCGAGAUCCAAAUUCAUGUCAACAUAUUCACUAACUACCUCUGUGUAUUUCUGUUUCAGAUCGCCAUUUUUCAGUCUACGUGUUAAUGAAUACAUUCUUUUUUCAGGUGUUUGCCGGGAAUUCUUCUCAUCGGGAUCUUCAUCUUUCAACGGAAGACAACGCACAAUGUGUCGAUCAGUGUCAUCUGUACGAGAA